This is a messenger RNA of Hydatigera taeniaeformis, 879 nucleotides long. The record is from the annotation of a GenBank genome assembly. NCBI's taxonomy places the organism in Eukaryota, Metazoa, Platyhelminthes, Cestoda, Cyclophyllidea, Taeniidae.
AUGGCCAAAACGGAUAGGACCUGGGAAUGUGAAUUCUGUUAUGAUCAGAAUUCUAAAUGCAAGAAUGCUGGAGAGCCGAUGAUGCAAAAGUUUGCAUCACAGGAGGAUCUGGUACAGCACAUAAUGCAUCAUCACCUGUUGAAAAGAGUCGAACAUGGUCGUACAGUUUUCGUUUGCACAUAUGGUCCCUCAGGGUUAUGCAGCAGCGCUGAUGCCUUUAAUUCUCAGUCAAAGAAACCAGCGACUUUCGAUUCUGAGUACGAUUAUGAGCGCCAUCUUGUUACCAGACACAUUAUUGGUAGCGGGAAAUCUUUGGUUCCGUCGCGAUUUAGAAAACCAAGUGUUCUUAGUUCACGUAAGUGUGUGGUGGUUCUACAUUUAGGUCGGAAGCACCUUUCUAUUCAUGCUGUGCUGGACAUAUUCUCCCGUUACUGGGGUGAUACAUUCGAGCGUGAACCUAUACCAUCCACACGAUUCCCUAUUAUUAAUAGAGAUGAGUUCCUCCCUUAUCUCAAUCUGCUAAGCAAGCGAAAGAGUUUUGUAACUUCCCCACAUCCUCCCGCGAAGCUGCUCUCCUCUCAGCCAAAUCCCUUGGAGUUGGAGGAAGCUAAAGUCUACUGCUCACCGGAUUUCGAUUUAUCUUCUCCGGAGACAUUCAAUAGAGUCAUUCCCCUGUAUCGGCGAGGUGUAUGCCCAAACCUUGUCCGAGUUUUUACCCAACAAAGCGAUCAGCUUUCCCAAUACCUUGAUGCUGUCGAAUUGGCCAUUGUUAAUCACGUGUCCGAGCGUUCCCCAGCCUUUUUUGAAGCUGUGCGUGAACACGACGUGGUGAAGGAUCAACUGAGUCAAACCAUCUCUGGCCUCAACGCUGUGCGGUAA